Molecule: messenger RNA, 6284 nt
Organism: Xenia sp. Carnegie-2017
Lineage: Eukaryota; Metazoa; Cnidaria; Anthozoa; Malacalcyonacea; Xeniidae
Exons: 10
Coding region: 391-6108 (1905 amino acids)
Cellular component (GO): nucleus; chromocenter
Molecular function (GO): DNA binding; chromatin binding
Source: RefSeq, a predicted model, not a curated record
AGACUUGAAUCUUGAUUUCCUCGACAAAUUUGGAUUAUCGAAAGAACGAAAUUCGUUGAUAUUCGCAGCAUUCAUACAUUCACUGAUUGGGUUUAUUUCGGGCGACUCCAUAUUAUUAACGCGUUUUGACUCAUACUGGAUAUAUUUUGUUUUGCUGGUCAUUUAUUUCAAAAUGAAGUUCAGUUUUUGUGCAGUUUCGAUGAUAUGGCCGCUAUAUUAUGGUAUAAUUAUGUCCUAGAUGGUGACUUACGAGAGAAAUAGUAACUUGCUGAUACACGAAGAUCAUAUAAACUGUUAAACAUAUUAUUUAUGAAACAAUGAGGUUUUAGAUACAUGCCAAUCUUGUGCAAGGACAGAAUAUCAAUAACUUAGCUUUCAUAUUUCACGGUAAUGACUACUACAAACAUUGAAGAAAUAUCGAAAAGUGAGGCAAUAGUAAAUCAUGAACGAUAUAUUGACGUACCCAGAGGCUGGAAUCGCUGUUUGGAAAAUGGAAAUAUUGUCUAUUUCAGUCCCAGCCAAGUAUGUUUGAAAUCAAAAGAGGACAUAGCCCAAUACUUGGUAUCUGACAAGACUUGUAAAUGUGGAAUUGAUUGCCCUCUAUUUAUUGACAAAGUAUUUGAGUUUGAUGCAUCCAUUUUAAGUCGUCAUUUCAAGCUUUCUGAUUUGGAGAAAAGCCAUAAUAGUCGGUGUAAGGAAACUAUAAAAGCUCAAUGUACAAUUGUUUCUAAGGUUGAAAACCUUUCUAAUGACCUUUCAAAUGAUGAUGUGAAGGUUUUCAGCAAACCACUUGUUGUGAGGAGGAAAGCUGAAGUGUCAAAGAAAAAGAACGAGUCGCCAAAAUUGCCAUUGUUUGAAAGCAUUUUGAGUGCACCAGAUGCGGUGAAUUUGCGUGCGCAAGGUGUGCCCAACCAAGAAGUGAAGUCUAAAAAAACAAAAAAAUCUGUUUCACAGAAGAAAAAAUCAUGUGCCUCUCCAGCGUUAGACACAGGUGUGUCAAAUUUUGUUCCACAGACAUCUGUGUCCCAAACAGUUCAGCUGAAUAGUGAUCAUUUUCACGCUCAUGGUCAACAUGUUGAUGCAGCAACUUAUCAGUUUUCAUUUGUACCAGAAAAUUUACCAUUUUCACAGAAAGAUGGUUCUUUCGCAUUUCCUUCCAGUCAAUUCAAUGCAACUUCCUUUCUGGCAUCUCUUUCGUCUGCUACUACAACCAUCUCCAGUCAAACAUGUCCCAGUGAUACAAGUAGUUCUCAAAAACCAUAUUUACUGAGUCCAAAACAACCGGCAUUGCUUGCUACGCACAAUCAGUCAAAUAAUCUUGUAUACUUUGCAAAUAGUGGCAACAUUUUACCGAUUUCUAACCAGAAUCCGAUGGUCAGUUUGUCUGGUGCUUCCAUUAAUAUGGUACCUCAAGUAAAAACACCUGAAGCCAAAGAAAAUCCCAGAGACGCAAGUAUGUCUAAGCCAGGCUAUCAUAUUAAGAACAGAACGAGGCCAAUUAUUUUGGGUCGCUCCGCAUCGUCGCGUCGCAAAACAAAUCCACAAGACUUGUCACAAACAUUGCCUAACCAAUCAAUGAAUUCUCCAUCAACUGGCAAGAUUGAUUCAAUUCCGUCUGUUAAAAUUGAUAAACAAAAAGAAGCAAACAUUCCAGAAAAGCAGGUGGAUCCUUUCAAACAGCCUCUUCAAUACUGUGGUAUACUAUUACAGCCAGGAGUUGUACCUCCAGUUCAUCUGCCAGGAGCAAAUGCUAUGCCUAAUGCUACCAACACUGCUGUUGUAGAACAAAGUCCCUAUGUGUACACAUUGCAAGGAUUGCCUUAUGCUAGUAAUGUUUCAAAUUCUGUUGUGGGGAUGACAUCAAACAAUGUUGUACCAUACUUUCUUGGUUUUGCCCAGCCGGGUAACCCACCUAAACCUGUUGCACCAAAUCCAAAUACGCCAGGGAAAGAUCCUAUCUCGAGUAGUUCUACAACCAAUACACCUGCAAUAGCUGCGGCGUACAGUGCUUUUGUUUCCAUAGCACCAGCAUCAGUGACGAACUCAAGUUUUUCACAGCAAUUGGUAAACCUGGUGAGCAACUAUAACAACCCAUAUUGGCAACAUCUUCUUACUCAAGGUGUAAAUGCAAACACAUUGGCAUAUCAACUGUCAAGUCUCGGCCAAUACCCUUGUGCGCGUACAAGUUUGCCUAAUGGGAAACCAUCCAGUGGAAGACGUUCAAAUUCCGCGCAUACUAAAGUGACAUCGUCAACCUGUAGGUCUGGCAUCUCAAGCUCUGGAGUAACAACUUCAACUGUUACUGGUUUAUGCCGUGUGACUACAACAACAAGUGAUGUAACUUUGACUGUCACGGCAUCAUCUCCAGUUUCUACAACACGUCUUAUUUCUAAGGUCAGAGGGUCAACUGCUACUGGUAGUUCAAUAAGUUCCGGUGAGUCAAUUUCAUCUAGUGGUGGCACUACGUCAUUUGUUUCCUCAGUCAAAUCAACAUUUAGUAGUGGUAAUUCAACAAGUUCCGGUGAGUCAAUUACAUCUAGUUGUGGCACUACGUCAUUUGUUUCCUCAGUUAAAUCAACAUUUAGUAGUGUUUCUGAUGGUUGUAAGUCGUCUGGGAUAGCAAUAUCAAAAAGCCAAGCCAUUAGCAAAACUGUUUCCACUCAGAACUCGGUAUUUACUGAAAAUCCUUUGUCUUGUGAACAAGUUGAAUCUCGAUGUGAAAAUGCCUUAAAUAAAAUGAAUGCUUCUGCUACAGCCGGUAUCGAUUUGUCCAAUGGUGAAGGUAUAUCUUGCAUUGCAAUUACUGGCAGUAGUGCAAAUACAACGAGCGCAAUAUCUACUUUUAGUUAUGGCACGCAAUCUAGUUGUAUGUCUACAUCAACUUUGCGAAAGCAUCAAGUGGGGAAAAUACGAGCAGCGUCUUUUACCAAUACAUCCACGUCCAUAUCGACAUCAACAUGUAUGAUUGGAUCCAGUACUGCAAGCGCGUCCAUUUCUGAAGUCUUGUUUACUGUGAAAAGUAAGUCUGGUGAUUUCAUCAAAGGCCCUGCCAAUACCAUCACCAGUUAUGCCAUUAGUUCCUCUCCUAUACCGGCCUUGAGUGGCCUCAAUACUAGUAUCACUUGCAACGAUGGUAACGUUGCGUCAACAAGUGUCACUGAGACCACGGAGUAUUCAACUGCAUUAAGUACUGUCACCAGUUGUGCAAAUGCUGAAGUCAAAAGGGAACCUUUUAUAAGUACCAGUACUGUCACCAGUUGUGCAAAUGCUGAAUAUGAAAGGGAACCUUUUAUAAGUACCAGUACUGUCACCAGUUGUGCAAAUGAUGAAUACGAAAGGGAACCUUUUAUAAGUACCAGUACUGUCACCAGUUGGGCAAAUGCUGAAUACGAAAGGGAACCUUUUACAAGUACCAGUACUGUCACCAGUUGUGCAAAUGCUGAAUACGAAAGGAACCUUUAUAAGUACCAUACCAGUACAGUCACCAGUUGUGCUAAUGCUGACGUCAAAAGCGAACCUUUUAUAAGUACCAGUACUGUCACCAGUUGUGCUAAUGCUGAAGUCAAAAGAGCACCUUUUAUAAGUACCAGUACAGACACCAGUUGUGCUAAUGCUGACGUCAAAAGUGAAUCUUUUAUAAGUACCAGUACAGUCACCAGUUGUGCUAAUGAUGACGUCAAAAGCGAACCUUUUAUAAGUACCAGUACUGUCACCAGUUGUACAAAUGCUGACGUCAAAAGGGAAUCUUUUAUAAGUACUAGCACUAUCACCAGUUGUUCUAUUGCUGAAGAAAAGAGCGAAUCAUUUAUAAGUACCAAGCAUCAUGUAACAACUUCAGAUACGCAGCUCAAUGAACUAUUAAUCUCAGAACCAGAUAUCAUUUUCAAUGGGACUACAUCAGAAUUUAAUAAUACUUUGCUUGGUAAAGAAGGUGGUAAAUCACCUAACAAAGUCUCUGAUGAAACAAGCGAUGCAAUUUCUGAAAAUGACAAAAAUGAGAUUUUCUCAAAACAUGAUGCAUCUCCUGCGUUACGUUCCAGAAAAGAGCCACGUGGUUCAGGUAUGUCACAAAAGUACCCAAUAUUAACCGAAGGUUUGCCUUUGGUCGAACAUAUCAAUAAAUCACCCACUUUAGGUACCGAAAGUUUUGAAAUUUCCAAAGAAGAUAUACAUAUUAGACAUGUUCAAGAUAUGGGUGAUGAUAUAAUGAUUAACAAAAGCAUGUCUGAGACAAAAUCGGUUAAUACUGCCGUCAAUGAUGUUAAAUUAUGCACAUCACCCACAAGUACAACGGAUAUACAUUCUGGAGUACUUUUCAGAGAAGACGAAACAGCGAAUGGAAAUACCGACAAUGUAUGUAACAAUGCUGUUAACAUAAAACCUGAAAUCUUUACUGAAAUUUAUGAUGAAUCUGAUUUGUGCGUCAAUGAUGAUCUGUCGUUAAAUUCUGAUAUAAAAUUAGAACAGGAAGUUUGGACUGACCCGAAAAUCAAAGUUUUAGAAGGCGAAAUUUCUCGAGUUGAUCAUGUUUCACUUACAAAUAAGGACAAUCAGACAAAGGAAUCGACUAUAUUAGUGAGUGACUGUUCAAAAAAAGACGUCGUUAAUGAAACAAAUGUUUCCAACGAAACUGAUGUCAAACCAAGUUUGAGAGAUGAGACUGAAAUCGAGAGUUCAGCCGAUUGUGCAUUGACGUCGUUUUUUGAAGAAUCAAGUAAAAAUGUUGAUACAAAAGCGGAUGAUGUUAACUCUGAAGAUCAUUGCGUAGACUUCAUUAUGGAAGAAGGUUCAACAAAAACUGAUAAAUCAUCACUAAGUGACAAUAAAGAGAUAGAGUCGACUAAUUUCAAAGAAUCUUGUAUUGAUGGAGAAAUAAAAUCGAUAACUGCUCCUGGAGAAACAGAAUAUGAGAACGUUGAGAAAUCUUGCGUAGAUUUAAAUGUAACAACAGAGUGUGGGAAUGUUGACGAGGGUUUUGUAAAUGCUCAUGGACAAACAGAAUCGGAAAAUGUCGAAAAAUUUUGUGUAAAUGAUGCAACACAGGUGGAAUCGAUAAAUUUAGAACAAUCUAGUACACUUGUUGCCGUGCAGGCGACAAAUGUCGAAGAACUUUCUGUACAUAGUAAAGGUGAAACACAGUCGACACUUCUGGAAAAGAAUUGUGGGUAUGCUGUUACGGAAACAAGCUCAAACAGUUUUCAAGAGCCUCGUGCGAAUUCUGUAGUUGAUGGAGACUGCCACAAAGUUGAAAAUUGUAUCAAUACUGAUGCAAAAUUGUCAAAUGUAAAUACUUGCUCAGGUGAAGACACAGAAGCAAAUUUCAUUGAUAUGAAACCAUUUGCUUUCAGUCAAACGGAAUCGAACUCUGAAGUUAAGAGCUCUGAUACUAUUGUAAAUGUUGAUUCAAGGACGCGCUAUGAAAACGGUGGUGUCGAUGUUAACUUAUGCACGAAUGAAUUUUCGAAGUUGAGUGAAGAUUGUAAAGUGUCAGUCUUGAAGCAAGAAUCUAACUCUGGUUCACUUGUACAAAAUAAAAUGGACGAUAAACAUCGGAUAAAAAAAAGAGUAGUUCCGGAGGCAUUGGAGUUAUCAGACUUUAUCACAACUAAACGAAAAUGUGUUCGAGAUAGAAUGACAAAGAAUCACGACAAAACAAAAAUAGGAUUGAAUGAAAACGAUGUUCAAAAUGGAGACGGAGAUAACAGCUCAAAACAAGCUAGUAAUAAACGAAAGGAAGAAGUUGAAAGUGCAAUCCAGUUUACAACUGGUGACAUUGUUUGGGCACAAGCAAGAGGUUUACCUUCAUGGCCUGGGAAAAUAGUUGACGAAAGAGAUGUAGCGAAUGGCAAAGCUGCCGCUGCUGAUACAGGAAAGAAAUGGGUGAUGUGGUUUGGUGAUCAUACUUUCAGUCAAGUGGAAGUUGAUAAAUUAAAAACUUUAACUGAAGGUCUGAAAACUCUCGAUGACAAAGGCAAAAAGAAAAAACACAGAGGGAAGAAGACCCGGGUAGGAUUAGAGCAAGCCAUUGGCGAAGCUUUAGAAGAGCAAGAUCAGAAAGACAGACUAAGAACCAGACAAGGGUCCAAAGCAAAAAAGAGAAGAUUCUAGUAGAAUCUAUUGAUGUUUCCACGGUUUCUAUUCUGUUUUCCAAAUGAGGACUUAACCUGUUUAUGUGUCAUUUUUUUCUGUAAUAUAAAUGACAAUUAUGCUGUAGUUUAUUCUGUUAUAUAUAUAUAUUAAUGUAUAUAGUUAUUUUAACGAAAUGAAUUUAGUAUUUGAAUGCA